This is a messenger RNA of Thamnophis sirtalis, 6979 nucleotides long. The record is from RefSeq and is a predicted model, not a curated record. NCBI's taxonomy places the organism in Eukaryota, Metazoa, Chordata, Lepidosauria, Squamata, Natricidae.
AAAGAAAACAAAUCAAACGUUUAUUGACUUCUUACUUUUCUCCAUAAGAAAUUUCCAGCAGACACAGUUAAUAAAUCUUUACCAAAAAAAUAAUGUGCAUUUUUCAAAUGACUUGUUAUGCCUCAUCAAAUCACUACAAUUUUCCUCUGGCUUGCUUUUGAAAAUGAAUAUACUCUUUGAUUUCCAACAUCCUUGGAUGCAGGAGAUGUAUGCAUCUUUAGCAAAAAUUUCUAAACAAUUACCAUCAAUUAAUUCAACUUGUUUCAUCCCAGUUCUUGAUGAUAUAAAUGAUGUUACUUAUAACCCUUCAGAAAGUCCCUUGCUGUAUUCAGGAAAUGAAACAGAAUAUUAUAUACAAAAUUUCAUUGACAAAUUAAUAGACUGGGAUGAGUUAGCAAUAUUCUUUAAGCAGUUUCAAGAUUUUGCAUAUUUGAACAUUCCUGCGAAUGAAGCCACACAAGGAAAUGAAGAGGAAAUCUCCAUUCCAUCUAAAAGUGAUUUUUCACCAAUCUGGACUACGUUGUCCAAAUGGUACCACGAGGAAACUGAGAAUGCGAGAAAUGGCUUGGAAAUGAUGGGGAAAGUUCUGGAGAACAACAAAUCAGUUCCAGAAAUAUUUAAUGCCAGUAUUUCUAUUUUAAAUCAUUUGGAUUUGCUAAAGGAGCUUAAAGCAAAUCCAGAUCCAAAUUUGCCGUCAAAAAGAAGUCAGCUGCCAUAUAAAUUUGAUCACAUAAGGCAUCCUUUUCUGAUGAUCGCAGAAACACUUCUGAACAAGACAUUUUGGAAGGAAUGGGAACAAGCACAAUCUCCAAGCAAUUUGAUUGCACAGUUUCUGUUUUCAGAAUUUGAAAAUGUCUUCCUAAAAGCAUCUGAUAAUAGUAAUGUCUCAUCAUAUUUCAUUUGCAUAAUGAACAUGUUUCAAGGGUCAGACGAUGGAUUAUCAGGAAAUUAUACUCUUCCUCCAAAAAUAAGAGAGCUAAAAGGAGUUCUUUUUAACUCUCAAAAUCCUUUUGCCACAGUUCCAGAUAUUCUGAUGUUAAAACUAACCCAUCUGCAGAACCUGACAUCCCUCCUUUGUGAUCUCGAGAGCAUUACAUGGUUGCAGCAAACAUGCCAGCUCCCUGACGUUACUUUUGCUGAGCUGUGCAGCCAAAGUGAAUUCCAGAAGAAGCUUCUUCCCAGUAGAAACCGAAGGGAUCCGGCACUGUCCAAUUUAAUUAGCAACAGAAGACUCGCCCAACAAUUUCAGGAAAUAAUUGUUGGGAAUCCCCAAAAGCUCCUGCAACAAAUUCAGUGGUUACAAGAAAAUAUCCCACAACUGAAAUAUUUCCGUGAUACCUCUAAGCGUAUUUCUUCCUUGGCUUCAAUAAUGAGUAUCACUAAGAUUACACCACAAUCCAGAAAACAAGAUAUGAUCAUCGAUCUGUUCCGAAAUCCUGAUGGCCUGAAGAAUGAUCUCAGAAAUAUUGUAGGAUUCUCUCCGCAAAGUAUCCGGGCUUUCACAGAAAUGCCUCUUUCGGAAAACAAAACACAGCUGAUGUUCCAAAUCCUGCAGCUGGAGUCCUGUAAUACGGAUACUGGUGAUGCUAAGCUGGAAGUCAUAGCAAAACAAUUCUGCAACUUCUCCCUUGCAGAAAGGACUUACAAGUCUUAUCUUUUGGGGAUCACAUUUCUGCGUUACUUAGAUGUCUACAGAUUCAUCUAUAAGAUGUUUUUCCCUAAGGAAUUCCAAAUUCCUAUGGAUAAGGCAUUAGAACUUCUGAAAGACUUGGAUCACUUGAGGACGAAGCUUGUAUCAGAUGUUCAUCCACUCUUAGAUGCAAUUCAUUCCCUGAAAAAGUUGAGGAUGGCAAGACAUGCACCACUUUCUAAGGCUUUAUUUGAGGUUAGCAAUCUAACAAUAAAUAGCAGAAUGUUGAACAUUUUAUCAAAAACUUUCUGCAACCAUGAAAUCACUCCCUUGUUUUUUGAAUCUCUACUACCUGAUUUUGAGGAGCAGAGUGUUCACCAUUCUUCUGCAAAUGAAGAUGAAAAUGUUCAACAUCUUAUGAAGAAAUAUAGUAUUCCGUCUGAUACUACACCUUUCUGUGUCUCCUUGUUUCUGGACUUGGUUAAGACACCUUCGGGAGCUUUGAUUUGGUCUUUCUUAAAGCCCAUGUUGCGUGGGCGGAUUCUGUAUUCCCCAGACACUCCUGAAACACGAGCCAUCAUGGAAAAGUCCAAUUCAACAUUGAAACUGAUGGCCGAUCUAACACAAAAAGCCCAGGAGUGGUUGGACCAUUCGCCUAUGCUCAUGGAUUCACUAGCCAUAUUAAAUGACACGCUUCCAAUGUUGAAGAACACAUUGCAGAAUCCUUUUGUACAAGUUUUCAUCAAACUCAUGGUGGAGCUGGAUGCUGUUGAAUUGUUAAACCAAAUUAAUCAACUGGAUGAUAUACGUUUGGAACUACAGAAUAGCACUGACAUAAUACAUCAACUUAUUACUUUAGCAAGAUUUUCAGUAAAUGCCUCUUCAUGUGUGCUGCUUGAUCGCAUCCAUCCAGGCAAAACUGUAGAGGAAAUGGAGAUGAUGGCAAAAGACCUGUUUCUGAGAAAUGAACUUUUGGCAGGUGUCAUUUUCAAUUUACCUUCAAAUGGGACAGGAAAACACAUAACACCCAGUGGAGUUUCCCUCCCACCUUUAGUCAAUUAUACCAUCCGAAUGAGCAGCAAGAUUUCCCAAACAACAAAAAGAAUACGGGAACAAAUUUGGACCGUGGGGCCACAUACUUCAGCCUCUCAAAGCCAAAUCUACAGUCGAGCAUUUGUCUACGUCCAAGAUAACAUCGAUAGAGCAAUAAUUGAGCUACAGACUGGGAAGAGUGCAGAAGAAAUAGCUGUCCAGGUUCAGGCUACACCGUAUCCUUGUUAUAAUAAAGACAUGUUUCUGACCAGUGUGACCUACUCUCUUCCGGUUACAUUAAUGGCUGCUUGGACACUUUUCAUUGCAGCUUUUGUGAAAAAGCUUGUUCAAGAAAAAGACUUGAGGCUUUAUGAGUAUAUGAAGAUGAUGGGUGUGAAUUCCAGCAGUCACUUCUUCGCUUGGUUCAUCGAAUGCAUCACAUUUCUCCUGAUUACUAACGUAUUUCUUGUUUUAUUUCUCAAAUUUGGGAAUAUCCUUCCAAAAAUAAAUGUUGUGAUCUUAUUCCUGUACGUUCUGGACUACAGCUUCUCCAUCAUAGCCAUGAGCUACCUCAUCAGCGUAUUCUUCAACAAUACAAACAUCGCUGCUUUGGUUGGCUGCCUGGUUUACAUCCUGGCCUUCUUCCCCUUCAUUGUCCUACUAGUGAUUGAGAAUCAGAUGAGCUUCACCGCCAAGAGCCUGCUGAGCCUUUUAUCUCCAACUGCGUUCAGCUAUGCAAGCCAGUAUAUUGCCCAUUAUGAAGAACAAGGCAUUGGUCUGCAGUGGGAUAAUAUGCAUGAAUCACCAAUGUCUGGGGACAAUACUAAUUUUAGCUGGAUGUGCUGGUUAAUUCUGAUAGAUUCUUUUAUUUAUUUCAUUCUGGGUUGGUACAUCAGGAAUGUUUUUCCAGGGAAAUAUGGGAUGGCAGCUCCGUGGUAUUUCCCACUCCUUCCAUCUUACUGGUCUGAGCGCAAUGGCUAUUUCCCUUUGUUGCGUGAGAAGUUAAGGGGAUAUCUUUUCACCAAUUUCUUCUUGAGAAAACAACCUACUUUCCCCGAAAAGAUGUAUCUAUACUGACAGGUUUGUUUCCUGCUUCAUCUGGCACUAUAUUUGUUUAUGGCAAAGAUAUCAGAACUGACCAAGAAUUCAUCAGAAAAAAUAUGGGAAUUUGCAUGCAGCACAAUGUAUUGUUCGAUUACCUCACCACAAAGGAACAUCUGCUUCUGUAUGGCUACAUCAAGAUGCCCCACUGGAGCAGAGAGGAGUUACGGGAAGAAAUAAACCGGAUUUUGAAGGAGACUGGAUUAUACAACCAUCGUGACAAGCUGACAGGCUCUUUAUCAGGAGGGAUGAAAAGGAAGCUCUCUAUUUCAAUUGCUCUGCUGGGAGGGUCAAAAGUUGUAAUUUUGGAUGAACCGACCACUGGAGUUGAUCCCUGUUCUAGGAGAGGCAUUUGGGAAAUCAUAUCAAAGAACAGAAAAGGCAGAACGAUCAUCCUUUCCACACAUCACCUGGAUGAAGCCGAGGUCUUAAGCGACAGGAUUGCAUUCUUGGAACAUGGGGCCCUCAAAUGCUGCGGGUCUCCAUUCUACCUCAAGGAAACGUAUGGCAGUGGAUACCACCUAACGCUUACUAAAGAAAAGAUCAAGUCCUGAUUAACGGGGGGAAGCCAAGCAAUCUGUCUCUCCUGCUGAGGAAGGCCGCAGCCUUGUUCAUUAAACGUUUCCAUCACACUCGACGCGAUGUGAAAGGUUUCAUAGCUCAAGUUAUCCUUCCGGUGUUCUUCAUGACAGCUGCUAUGGGCCUCGGCACCUUGAGAACAGAGGAGGCAGAAUACCCAUCUCUCCAUCUCACACCAGCCUUGUAUGGUUCCUCCAGCCAGUCGGACUUCUUCGGGAAUUACAAUCAGACCACGGAUGCUUUGGUUGCUUCGAUGUUCUCUUUUCCUGGAAUAGAUAAUAUCUGGCUAAGCAGAAGUAAUUUAACCCGUUUCAAGGAAGAUGUGGCUGAAAAGUGGAUAUUCACUGGAAAUCAGAGUGAGCAAUAUACUGCCUGCAAUUGUACACUUAGAGGAGAGAUACGGUGGCUGGAGUUUUGGGCUGCCUUUGACUAGUAAUCUCCAAUUUGAUAUAAACCCAAUACCUGCUAACAGAACAGUAACAAAGGUCUGGUAUAAUCCGGAAGGAUAUCAUAGCCUCCCAGCUUACCUUAACAGCUUGAAUAACUUCAUUCUCCGUGCUUACUUACCACACCGAAACGCCUCUGGAUAUGGCAUUUCUGUUACUACCCAUCCUUAUCCUGGUGGGGAGAGUCAAGAGCAAGUCAUGUUUAUUUCCUGGUGCCUGUUCUACUCUCGGUGGGCGUCAUUUCAGCUUUCCGGAUUCCAGCUUUCUUCAAUGAAAAUAACCUCUUGGCUGUAUUCCUGCUUCUUCUUUUAUUUGGAUAUUCAACAUUUUCGUGGAUGUACUUACUGGCUGGAUUCUUCAAGGAAACUGGGAUGGCCUUUAUUGUUUAUGUCUGUAUCAAUUUAUUCUUCGGCGUCAACACAAUCAUCACUCAUUCAGUUGUUUUUUUACUUUCACAAGAAAAACCUACUGAUAAGGCCCUGCAUGAUCUUGCUGAAACAUUGAGACAGGUUUUUCUGAUAUUCCCACAAUUCUGUUUUGGUUAUGGGUUAAUGGAAUUAUCUCAGUAUCAGGCCCUGAUGGGUUUUUUAAAAGCCUAUGGAGUGGAUUACCCUGAUAAAACAUUCGAAUUGGACAGGACAGCAUCCAAACUGCUUGGGAUGUUCGUUCAAGGAACUCUGUUUUUUACAGUCCGCCUCUUGGUUGAUGAUGGAACAGUUCAGAAAAUAUGGCAUAAAAUAUUACAGUUCUUAUUUAAUAAAUUGCAUGGUAAGUCUCCACUCUACCUUGAAGACAUUGUUGGGGAGGAAGACAAGGAUGUCAGAGCAGAAAGAGAGCGAGUGACACUCGGCUUGUCCGACUCGGAUGUGUUGCAGCUCCAGAAUCUUUCCAAAAUCUACCAUCUUCCCUACCGGAGGAUUGUAGCCGUGAGAAAUGUCAACAUUGGAAUCCCAGCAGGAGAGUGCUUCGGCUUGCUUGGUGUGAACGGAGCUGGGAAAACCACCAUUUUUAAAAUGCUGACAGGCGACAUUGGCCCAACUGACGGAAGGCUCCUGAUGCAAGAUGAAUCUGGAUCCUUGAGUGAAAUUCAUGAUGCACACCGUUCACAAUUUGGAUACUGUCCUCAAGAAGAUGCUCUAGAUGAUUUGUUGACUGUUGAAGAACACAUGUAUUACUAUGCACGGUUACAUGGCAUCCCGGAGGAAGAAAUUAAAGGGAUUGUAUUUCACCUUCUUUAUCGACUUGAUCUCAUGCCUUACCGAUGUAGAAUUGCCUCUAUGUGCAGCUAUGGCACCAACAGAAAGUUAUCGGCUGCUCUGGCCCUUCUGGGGAAACCAUCAGUUUUACUCUUGGAUGAGCCAAGUUCUGGUAUGGAUCCUAACGCAAAGAGGCAUUUAUGGAAAAUCAUCACUGAGGAAGUGCAGAACCAACGUUCAGUGAUACUUACUUCACACAGCAUGGAAGAAUGUGAGGCUCUCUGCACCCGCCUGGCUAUCAUGGUAAAUGGAGAGUUCCGGUGCUUGGGCUCAUUACAGCAUAUCAAAAGCAGAUUUGGAAAAGGAUUCACUGUGAAGAUGCAUUUGAGUAACAGUGUGGACAGCAUUGAGAAGCUGACUCUAUUUUUACAAACAAACUUUCCAAAUACACAUUUAAGGGACCAUCAACUGAACAUGGUGGAAUAUCACAUCCCAGUGUCUGCAGGAGGCGUGGCAAACAUAUUUCAACUUCUAGAAAUGAACAAAGCAGUUUUUGAAAUUAAACACUUCUCUGUGAGUCAAACAACACUGGACGAGGUUUUCAUCAAUUUUGCUAAAGCUCAAAGUAGCUCUGCUAUUUCAGAUGAAAUCACUUAUACCAGUUCAGAACCUUAAGGAAACACUUAACAGCUCUACUAAGCUUUAUGCCAAAUCUUCUUGACUCCUGUAUUAAAGCUUUUCUUUGCAAGUUAUUUUAUGCAUAUUGUAAUCUAGACCAUGAAUCCAGGCCCUUCCCUUUAUAUGAGAUUGGUCUUUCACUUCUUUCUCAAGUUUUUUUUAUACGUAAGAACGCAUAACAGAUACAAGUAUAUUUCUCAUCAUAUAUUUAUAAAACUCUUUCCAUGCUCCAACUCCCAAGAAAUAUAUUCAGUGAAAAAGAAGAGCUGCUCUGUGUUAAUGAAUAUAAGCCAAAAGAUUGCUAUAGAGAGAGAUUA